UUGCUGAAACCUGGCAUCCCAACAAGGUACCAUGGUCACCAGGGCGGUGUUCAUUAUCGCAUUUGUAGCAUCUGUGGCAGUUGCGGACCCUGCCCAAUACCUGGAUUGUGGAUCAUCAGCAAAGCUCCAUUCUGUUGAUGUAACUCCCUGUCCCGCCAGUGUGACAUGUGGGCUGAUCAGAGGUGAAAAUGCCAGCAUUGCUGUCACGUUUACUACAGAGAAGGUAGCGAACUCUGUCGUCGCUGUGGUUCACGCAAUCGUGGCAGGAGUUCCCCUCCCCUUCCCACUCCCCAACCCUGAUGGCUGUCAGGACUCUGGCCUGGAGUGUCCUCUCAACUCAUCCACAACUUACACACACACUACCAUACUGCCUGUCAAAUCAGGUUACCCUAUGACAAUAUAA
Branchiostoma belcheri (Belcher's lancelet) is the source of this 403-nucleotide messenger RNA. RefSeq names its product epididymal secretory protein E1-like. The record is from RefSeq and is a predicted model, not a curated record. Lineage: Eukaryota; Metazoa; Chordata; Leptocardii; Amphioxiformes; Branchiostomatidae. Gene Ontology annotation, biological process: sterol transport. The transcript is spliced from 4 exons. Bases 32 to 403 code for a protein of 123 amino acids. Gene Ontology annotation, molecular function: sterol binding.